Messenger RNA from Pseudomassariella vexata, 1017 nucleotides. Its product is annotated as Alpha/Beta hydrolase protein. NCBI's taxonomy places the organism in Eukaryota, Fungi, Ascomycota, Sordariomycetes, Amphisphaeriales, Pseudomassariaceae. The record is from RefSeq and is a predicted model, not a curated record. Bases 1 to 1017 code for a protein of 338 amino acids. The transcript has a single exon. Gene Ontology annotation, molecular function: hydrolase activity.
AUGGCGGCCAGCUGCGGGGAACCACACCCUGCCUUCAAGGACGCCGUCGAAGAGAGUCUGAGCAAGCGUGACACAGAGCUCGAGACUUACGACCAUGUGGAGGAGAGAAGGAAGAGGCAAGAGCUAUCGGCCAUUUGUGAGCAGAGCCUCAAGGAGAACGCGGAAGUGUCCAUCACAGAGCACCAAGUAGAAGCACCCCGACAGGAUGACGAAGGACGGAAGAUCAUAGUUACGGUGGUUCGGCCAGCCGGGGUAGAGGAAAUUCCUAGCAAUAGGCCGUGUAUAUUCUUCAUCCAUGGAGGUGCUAUGGUUGGCUCUACUCGAUUCGCCGGCCUUGACGUCAAUGGACCACUGUGGGUUGAAAAGUUCAACGCUAUUACUAUCAGCGUGGAGUAUGGAAGAGCACCAGAAAAUAUAGGAGUUCAGCUUGCUACCGACUGCUACUUCGGCUUGCUUUGGGCGUGGCGCGAGCGUGCAAGGCUAGGCAUUGACCAAGACCGACUCAUGCUGUACGGAGCAUCAGCCGGGGGUUGCCUCGCGGCUUCCGUGGCUUUGAUGGUUAGGGAGGAUCUCGUCAGGCAGAGACCGGUGCCCAAAUUAUGCGGUCUGUUUCUGGAAGCCCCCAUGCUCGACGACAGAUGUGAGACGGAGUCGUGCAAAGCCAUCACUCAUGGGCCUAUUUUCAACGGAACGCUGGCAAAGUAUGCUUGGGGAUGGCUCCUGGGCGAGUCCCAAGCAAAAGGAUCAGAGGUCUCGAUGCUCGAAUCACCGGCUCGGGCGGUCAACCUUGGUGAACUGCCAAAGACCUACAUCGAAGCCGGGACGUUUGACCCGCUACAUGAUGAAGGCCAAAGGUUCGCGGAGCAGAUCAACGGGGAUGGUGGCGAGGCGAUUUUCAGGUCUUUCCCAGGGGUCACUCACGGAUUUGUUGCUGCGCGGCCAGACAUUGAUAUCUCCAGCGAAGCUAUGGCUGAAAGGGUGAAAUGGAUUGGGAACAUCUUCAAUGUUGAGACUUGA